This is a messenger RNA of Ostreococcus tauri, 324 nucleotides long. Its product is annotated as unnamed product. Lineage: Eukaryota; Viridiplantae; Chlorophyta; Mamiellophyceae; Mamiellales; Bathycoccaceae. The coding region runs from base 1 to 324 and encodes 107 amino acids. The transcript has a single exon. The record is from RefSeq and is a predicted model, not a curated record.
AUGGCGCUCGCGCGGAGCGGAAGCGCGAGAGACGACGGUGGACGUGCGCGACCUGUGAAGAGCGUGUCGUUCGCGCGCGCGAUAUCGACCACGAUCGCGUGCGAGGACGAGUUUUUUAUGGAUCCGGGCGAGCAGACGGGGAGUCACAAGGCGAGUGCGAGACGGCGCUCGGACGCUGACAAGGAUGGCGGACGCGAGCACGGCAGGGGACUCGAUGGGUCCACCAGAGGAGCGUUCGACAACACUCGGAUGAUUCUGAGCGAGGAUAUAUUCGGUGUAGAUGCGAAGGGGAAUCGGAGCGGGCGCUCGCGCGGCAGAGAAUGA